Capsicum annuum is the source of this 3471-nucleotide messenger RNA. Its product is annotated as leucine-rich repeat receptor-like protein kinase TDR. Gene Ontology annotation, biological process: protein phosphorylation; hormone-mediated signaling pathway. The transcript is spliced from 3 exons. The coding region runs from base 218 to 3280 and encodes 1020 amino acids. Gene Ontology annotation, cellular component: plasma membrane. Lineage: Eukaryota; Viridiplantae; Streptophyta; Magnoliopsida; Solanales; Solanaceae. The record is from RefSeq and is a predicted model, not a curated record. Gene Ontology annotation, molecular function: protein binding; ATP binding; protein kinase activity.
GGAUUAUACAUAUGAACCUUUUUCUUUUCCUUUCCUCAUCUCUCUCUUUACACCAAACAAAACAAAACAAGAAACUAAUCAUCAUGAAACACCCUCUGUAUCCAACACACAACAAAAAGCAAAUUCUAACCAUCAAAACAUUACUUCCCUUAAAUUUACCAUUCAUCUUUACACACCCUAUUUUUCUUAACCAAAACUUUCCUACACCCUCAUAACCAUGAACCAUUUCCUUCCCCUCUUUCUCACUACAAUUUUGUUCUUUCUCACACAAAAUUCACUUGUUUUCUCUACUUCAAAUUUUCCUCUUCAACUCAUUUCCCUUUUGUCCUUAAAAUCCUCUUUUCAAGAUCCAAACAACACAUUUCAAGAUUGGAAUCCUACAACAACUUUCUCAAAUUUUGGUUCACAACCCUUUUGGUGUUCAUGGUCAGGCAUCAUAUGUGACAACAAAACAAGUCAAAUUACAACACUUAAUCUCUCAGGAAGGAAUCUUAGUGGUAAAAUUCCACAAGAAAUUAGGUACUUGGUACACUUACACCACUUAAAUUUAAGUGGAAAUUCAUUUGAUGGACCAUUACAAACAAUCAUUUUCCAAUUUCCAUUUCUUAGAACACUUGACAUUAGUCACAACUCUUUUAAUUCAACAUUUCCCCUCGGGAUAACUCAUCUUAAGUCCCUCGCGUACUUAAAUGCCUAUAGCAACAGUUUUACAGGCGCGUUGCCUGUAGAAAUUGUUAGACUUCAAAUUCUUGAGUAUCUGAAUCUUGGUGGCAGUUACUUUUCUGGUGAAAUCCCUGCGAGUUAUGGAAAUUUCAAGAAGUUGAAAUUCCUACACUUAGCUGGAAAUUUACUUGGUGGUAAAAUUCCAGUGGAAUUGAGUGCCUUAGAUCAACUUGAUCAUCUUGAAAUUGGAUACAACAAUUAUACUGGCAAUGUACCUGCUGAAUUUUCCUCUCUAUCGAAUUUGUCCUAUCUUGAUAUCUCUCAGGCAAAUCUUUCUGGUGAAUUUCCAAUUCAGCUCGGAAAUUUAACAAGUCUUGAAUCGUUACUUCUUUUCAAGAACCAUUUUAUCGGUCCAAUUCCUUCGAGUUUUUCUCAACUCACAUUGCUGAAAUUACUGGAUUUAUCGGAUAAUCAUCUCUCAGGGACAAUUCCAUCAGGAUUUUCAGAGUUAAAAGAGCUGAACAUGUUGUAUUUGAUGAACAAUAACAUAUCUGGUGAAAUACCAGAAGGCAUUGGUGAGUUACCAAAUCUCGAAUUGCUAGCUCUUUGGAACAAUUCACUCACUGGAAUUUUGCCACAAAAGUUGGGAUCAAACGCAAAGUUGCAAAAACUUGAUGUCUCCUCAAACACUUUGUCUGGUCCAAUUCCACCAAAUCUUUGCCUCAGCAACAACUUGGUUAAACUCAUUCUGUUCUCGAAUGAGUUUACUGGUGAGAUCCCUUCAUCCUUAACGAACUGCUCAGCUUUAUCCAGGCUGAGAAUUCAAGACAACAAACUCAAUGGCUCGAUUCCACCAGGAUUCGGGUUUUUGCCAAAUUUCACCUACAUGGACAUCAGCAAGAACAACUUUUCGGGUACAAUUCCAAAAGACUUUGGAAAUGCCCCGAAAAUGCAGUACUUGAACAUUUCGGAGAAUUCUUUUGGUUGUGGCUUGCCUGAAAAUAUCUGGAAUGCCCCGAGUUUACAGAUUUUCUCAGCAAGUUACAGUGGCCUUGUUGGAAGAAUCCCUGAUUUCAAAGGGUGUGAAAAUGUGUACAAAAUCGAACUCGAAGGAAACAAUCUCAAUGGAAGCAUUCCAUGGGACAUUGAGCAUUGUGAAAAGCUUAUUUCACUUAAUUUUAGGCAAAAUUCGCUUACUGGAAUCAUUCCCUGGGAAAUCUCCGCGAUUCCUUCAAUAACAGACGUUGAUUUAUCACAUAAUUUCCUCACGGGGACUAUCCCUUCAAAUUUCGAAAAGUCUAGCACGUUGGAACAUUUCAACGUGUCAUAUAAUCAACUCACUGGUCCAUUACCUUCGUCAGGGUCCAUAUUCUCAACUUUCCAUCCUUCAUCCUUCGUAGGAAAUCAGGGCCUUUGUGGUACAAUCAUACACAAUCCGUGCAGGACGGAUGAACUGAAAGAUGGAAAAGUAGAUUUUUCGAACCACUCUAAGAAAACUGAUGGUGCAUUGAUAGUCUGGAUCACCUCUGCAACAUUCGGAGUAGUACUAUUCGUCCUCAUUGUGGCCAUCCGAUGUUUCCACUUGAAGUACAACCGAAGGUUUCCAUGUGACAAGGAAAUCGGACCGUGGAAGUUAACAGCAUUCAAAAGGUUAAAUUUCACGGCAGAUGAUGUCCUCGAAAGCAUAACAACUACAGACAAGAUCAUCGGAAUGGGGUCUGCAGGUACAGUGUACAAGGCGGAAAUACCAGGUGGUGAGAUCAUAGCUGUGAAGAAGCUAUGGGCAGGGAAGCAGCAGAAGGAGACAACGAGGAAACGACGUGGCGUAUUGGCAGAGGUUGAUGUACUAGGCAAUGUGAGACACAGGAACAUAGUGAGAUUACUAGGCUGUUGUAGUAACAACGAGUGUACUAUGUUGUUGUACGAGUACAUGCCUAAUGGUAGCCUUGAUGACUUAUUACAUGGCAAGAACAAAGAUGCGAAUUUGUUGGCUGAUUGGUUUACUAGGUACAAAAUUGUACUUGGUGUUGCACAAGGGAUUUGUUAUCUUCAUCAUGAUUGUGAUCCUGUCAUUGUUCAUCGUGACUUAAAACCUAGCAACAUUCUUCUUGAUGCUGAAAUGGAAGCUAGGGUUGCUGAUUUUGGGGUUGCUAAAUUGAUUCAGUGUGACGAAUCAAUGUCCGUGAUUGCUGGAUCUUAUGGCUACAUCGCACCCGAAUAUGCAUAUACGUUGCAAGUGGACGAGAAGAGUGACAUUUAUAGCUACGGGGUGGUGCUAAUGGAAGUUUUGUCUGGAAAAAGAUCAGUAGAUUCAGAAUUCGGCGAUGGAAAUAGCAUUGUAGAUUGGGUGAGGUCCAAGAUGAAGAGUAGAAAUGGUAUAAACGACGUGUUGGAUAAAAAUAUUGGCGCUUCGUGUCCUCGGGUGAGGGAGGAAAUGAUGUUGAUGCUUCGGAUAGCAUUGCUUUGUACUAGCCGGAACCCGGCUGACAGGCCUUCCAUGAGGGAUGUUGUGUCCAUGUUGCAAGAGGCCAAACCCAAGAGGAAGUUGCCCGGUAGUGGUGGUGACAAUUCAAUUGGUGUUGUUUCAUUGACACAAAAGGUCAAUGUGGAGUGUUAAUAUAAUUGGAGAUUUGAGCUUUCCUUUUCUUUUUGUUUUGUCUUUUCAAUUGUGGGGGAUUGGUAUAAUCAUAUAGGAUAAGUCAAUAUUUCCUUUUAAAACUUUAGUGAGUGGAAUUUCAGAUGUUUUGAAUUUUGAAUCAUCAUAUGUGAAAUUAUUUCGUAGUUGUCAUAAACUCGUGAACUAACAAA